CACUCGAUCACAAUUGCCCACUUAUUCCGCCUCUUCUCAUCUUUCAACUCUUUCAUGGCUGCUGCUGCUGCUUUGAUCAAGUAAACGUAUAACGCUAACGCCUCUAAUUUUUCCAUAUUACUCAAUCGGUAACCUUAUAACCUGACCCGAUGGCUCGGCGUUUCACACCGAUCCUUAAAGAACUCCUUACGAACUCCACAAACCAAUGUUCCAGGUCUCUCAUCCCGACCCGAUCUGUAACCUACAUGCCACGGCCCGGAGACGGCUCUCCGCGUGCGGUAACUCUACUUCCAGGAGACGGAAUCGGUCCACUGGUAACGGGCGCUGUCGAGCAAGUAAUGGAAGCCAUGCACGCGCCUGUGUACUUUGAAAAGUAUGAAGUGCACGGGGACAUGAAAAAGGUUCCGGAAGAAGUGAUUGAUUCGAUAAAGAAGAAUAAGGUUUGUUUGAAGGGAGGUUUGGCGACGCCAAUGGGCGGUGGUGUUAGUUCGUUGAACCUGCAGUUAAGAAAGGAGAUGGAUUUGUACGCGUCGUUGGUUAAUUGUUUUAAUUUGCCGGGAUUGCCGACGCGCCAUGAGAACGUGGAUAUUGUUGUAAUUAGAGAGAACACUGAGGGUGAGUACUCCGGACUCGAACACGAGGUGGUUUCUGGAGUUGUCGAGAGCCUUAAGGUGAUAACAAAGUUUUGUUCAGAGCGUAUUGCAAAGUAUGCUUUUGAGUAUGCAUACCUGAACAACAGAAAGAAGGUGACUGCAGUGCAUAAAGCAAACAUUAUGAAGCUUGCUGAUGGUCUAUUCUUGGAAUCUUGUCGAGAGGUUGCCACAAAAUAUCCUGGGAUCAAGUAUAGUGAAAUUAUUGUUGACAACUGCUGCAUGCAGCUCGUGUCCAAGCCUGAGCAAUUUGAUGUCAUGGUGACUCCCAACCUUUAUGGCAACCUGGUCGCAAACACAGCAGCUGGUAUUGCUGGUGGUACAGGAGUCAUGCCAGGAGGCAAUGUCGGGCCAGAUCAUGCUAUAUUUGAGCAAGGUGCUUCGGCAGGAAAUGUGGGCAAUGAGAAAAUAGUGGAACAAAAGAAAGCAAACCCAGUAGCAUUGCUUCUUUCAUCCGCCAUGAUGCUGAGACAUCUCCAGUUUCCCUCAUUUGCUGAUCGGUUAGAAACUGCUGUCAAGCGAGUAAUAUUGGAAGGCAACCACCAAACAAAAGAUCUCGGAGGAAUCAGCACCACCCAAGAGGUGACUGAUGCAGUCAUAGCUGCUCUUGACUGAGUAAGAACAUAGUUUAUGCACACUUCUUCCCGGGAGAGUACUUCCGGAUUCAUCAUGGGAUUUUAAUCAUGCUCACAUAUAUUCUUCAUUUCACUUCUGCAUCUUAUUUAUUGUUCGAUUUUCUUCGAGCCACAUUCGAAAUUACCUUUCUUGUCAAAUAAUCUCAGUUUAAGAUAAAAGAAGUCAGCCCAUUGAAGGGUACUGACCAUUUUUUGUUUA
This is a messenger RNA of Mangifera indica (mango), 1484 nucleotides long. RefSeq names its product isocitrate dehydrogenase [NAD] regulatory subunit 1, mitochondrial-like. Gene Ontology annotation, biological process: isocitrate metabolic process; tricarboxylic acid cycle. The coding region runs from base 150 to 1265 and encodes 371 amino acids. Gene Ontology annotation, cellular component: mitochondrion. Gene Ontology annotation, molecular function: isocitrate dehydrogenase (NAD+) activity. The record is from RefSeq and is a predicted model, not a curated record. The transcript has 4 exons. Lineage: Eukaryota; Viridiplantae; Streptophyta; Magnoliopsida; Sapindales; Anacardiaceae.